GGUGGCGGGGACGGACGCAGGCUGUGGGGCUAGGGCACGCGGGCUCCCUCCGCGGACACACCGACUGAGGUACCGCUGCCGCCACCGCCGCGGGCCGCCCGAGGGCCUGGCUUGUGAGGUUGCGCGGAGCCCGAGUGGCGUCCGCCCGAGCUUCAGGCUUAUUUGUCAUCAUGGAGCUGCUCCACCCAGCCUUCCCUAACUGCUUCCUGCUGACCUGGGUCAGCUUAUGGAGUGCUAUUCCUGAAGCUCACGCUGUGUCCACGGGGACGCCAGGCAUCAGUGCGGCCUUUUUCCUGCAGGACCUCCUGCAUCGCUACGGGGAGGGUGACAGCCUCACCCUGCAACAGCUCAAGGCCCUGCUCAACCACCUGGAUGUGGGCGUGGGCAGGGACAAUGUCACCCAGCCCGUGCACGGACAGAGGAACCUCUCGACGUGCUUCAGUUCUGGAGAUCUCUUUGCUGCCCACAAUUUGAACAACGAGUCACGGAUUGGAAGGACUGAGUUCCGGGAGUUCUGCCCUGCCAUCCUCCAGCAGCUGGAUUCCCGAGCCUGCUCCUCUGAGAACCAGGAGAACGAGGAGGAUGAGCAGACAGAAGAGGGGAAGCCAAGCGCCAUCGAAGUGUGGGGAUAUGGUCUCCUCUGUGUGACUGUCAUCUCCCUGUGCUCCCUCAUGGGGGCCAGCGUGGUGCCCUUCAUGAAGAAGACUUUUUACAAGAGGCUGCUGCUCUACUUCAUAGCUCUGGCGAUUGGAACCCUCUACUCCAACGCCCUCUUCCAGCUCAUCCCCGAGGCUUUUGGCUUCAACCCUCUGGAAGAUUAUUAUGUCUCCAAGUCUGCAGUGGUGUUUGGGGGCUUUUAUCUUUUCUUUUUCACAGAGAAGAUCUUGAAGAUGCUUCUUAAGCAGAAAAAUGAGCAUCAUCAUGGACAUAGCCAUUAUGCCUCUGAGACACUUCCUUCCAAGAAGGACCAGGAGGAGGGGGUGACCGAGAAGCUGCAGAAUGGGGAUCUGGACCACAUGAUUCCUCAGCACUGCAGCAGUGAGCUGGAUGGGAAGGCCCCCGUGAUGGACGAGAAGGUCAUCGUGGGCUCACUCUCCGUCCAGGACCUGCAGGCUUCCCAGAGUGCCUGUUACUGGUUGAAAGGCGUCCGCUACUCUGAUAUUGGCACUCUGGCCUGGAUGAUCACCCUGAGCGACGGCCUCCACAAUUUCAUUGAUGGCCUGGCUAUCGGUGCCUCCUUCACCGUGUCUGUUUUCCAAGGCAUCAGUACCUCAGUGGCCAUCCUCUGUGAGGAGUUCCCACACGAGCUAGGAGACUUUGUCAUCCUGCUCAAUGCUGGCAUGAGUAUCCAACAGGCUCUCUUCUUCAACUUCCUUUCUGCCUGCUGCUGUUACGUGGGUCUGGCCUUUGGCAUCCUGGCUGGCAGCCACUUCUCUGCCAACUGGAUCUUUGCACUGGCUGGAGGAAUGUUCUUGUAUAUCGCUCUGGCUGAUAUGUUCCCUGAGAUGAAUGAGGUCUGCCAAGAGGAUGAAAGGAACGGCAGCGUCUUGAUCCCCUUCGUCAUCCAGAACCUGGGCCUCUUGACUGGCUUCACCAUCAUGCUGGUCCUCACUAUGUAUUCGGGACAGAUCCAGAUCGGGUAGGGCCCUGCCAGGAGCCGACGGGAUUGGAAGCUGGCCCUCGGCCGCCCGGUCCCUGGCCCUCGGCCGCGGUGCCCACGACGCACCAGACUGUGACACGGACUGUACUCCUGCAUUCACAUGUCAGCUGUUUUUACACAUGCUCUGUCCUAGGAAUAAGCCGCCCUGGCAACCAGGCUCUAGGUAGUGCCUCUCCCUCCCUCCUCCUUCUUUCUCAGAGUGACCCUGGAACCGGAAUGCAGCUUCCUUAGCAGGCAAGCCUCACUUUUUUCUCUGGCUAUCCUGGCCUCUUUCUCCUCAAACCAGCAGCGAGAGAUUUUGCGUCCUUGCCCUACGAUGCAGAAACACUGCCAGUGCUCGUGACUUGGGUAGCAGUAGCAGGAGGUGAGUCUCUGGUUGCAGGGCCCCUGAAUCUAACUGUGUGUCCUGGACCUCAAGAUGACCCAUUUUGAAAUAAAUUCACCUAUUUUUCCAGAGAAAAGGUACAGGAAGCAAGAAUCCCUGUUUUUUCAAAGUCUGUCCAGUUGCCUGGUUUUUCAGAGAGAACUGAAAGUUGGAACACGUCGUGUAGGGCAAGAGAGGAGGCAAGGAUCAUCCUGGGGUUGGGGGGGGGGAUAGAAGUGAUGGCUGUGUCCCUGUCCCCCCCCCACACACACACACAUCCCGGACGAUGGUGUUGUGGCCGCAGGGCUGAGCCAGCGCCCCCCGCUGGUGGAAUGCUGUACAGGGGUCAGUUGCCUGGACCUCCUUCCCUUCUUUCACAUUAACACUGACAGAAUGGAAGGCGGAGAAUGGAGCCGUGCAAGAAAUCAAUUGGUUUGCUCUGAUUUCCACCUCCCCUUCCUCCCCCUCUCCCAUCUUCUGAGAGUUAUUUUAUCUGCCUCCCUAGAAGCACAUUUACAAUCUUGUAUCAGAGGGGAGACUGCACAAAUUUCCCUCCCCUGGUCAGUACUUCUGCUGCAAAGUGGCACGUUUCCUUCCAGAAUUGGGUGCAGCUCAUGCGCUUCUUAGACAAAGCUGAUCAGAAAUGGACUUGGUGCAGGCCCAGCUGCACCUUUUGUUGAUUGCAUAAAUAAAAGUACAAGUAAUGGAAGACGGGGCCCUGUAAAUGCUUGCUGAACAGGGGCUUCCAGAUGAGGCACUGUGAGUGGAUUUUAGGUCCCCCUUCCUCCCUCACCCCAAGCGAGAAAGGGCGAAUCCUAUACUGCAUUGAACCUUAAUCGCUCUAACCCUCUUCAGAAGAUGGAUUGAUAGACUUGUCUGUGAGACUGUAGGCCAGCCCCAGGCACCGUGGAGCCCUAUCCUCAGAACUCUGGCUUCAAGGGGAGCUCAUCUCCAGGUUCACUAGGUGAAUUGAUUUAUUAUUAUCAUAUUGAUAAUGUGAGAUUCUUUAGCCACUUUGGGGAGCCAGUCUCUCCAGAAGCCUUUCUUAGUGGUGCCCACAGUUACAGCCCAGGGGCUGUGUUCACUAACUGAUUUGUGUGCAUGACUGACGAGUGCUGGUCAUGGCCAACACCUGUGAGUUUUUCUGUUCUUACACAGGAAGACUUUCCACUGUACAGUAGUUAAAAGCCGCGUCUAUUUUGUUUUUGUUUUUUUUUCUUCUUGGGAAAUGGCCCUCAAACCAGGAAUAGUCUUGAAAAGAGUAUGAGCGGGAAAACUGCUGGCAAUGCUUUAUACAUUUUUCUCCUUCUCUUGCCUGUUGACUUGGAUAGAUUUGAGAAUGGGCUGAAGAAGAAGGAAAACUUGAGUUCUCAAGAUUCUAGAGUAAGUAUCAGGACUGACUCCUGAUAGGAUUAUAGUCCAGUUUUACCAAAGAACCAAUUCUUUGAAUGUUGGAAUCUAACUUUUUAUAUUAUCAUUAUUUUUAUUAUUGUUACUGUUUUAAAACGGUUCUCUGUCUUUUCUGUUUUAUUUUUCUCGGUGUCUGACAUUGCUUUCAGGAGCUAGUAGCAAAUAACACUCAAACCUUGAAGCCUUCACCAAGAUUUUUCUUUCCCUAAUUCACACGGAUAUAUGAAAUUUAUAAUUUUAGCAUUCCCUGUAGACCUGUCAUUCCUACAAAUACUGUUCUUCUUGGAGUGGGACCCUAAGUUAGAGUUAGUGGGUCCUAGUUUUAGGAGAAGAGCUUGAAAAUGUAAUUGUUACCAACUUAAAAAAAAAAUAAAGUAUGAAGUACUAGGGUGCUUUCCCUUUUCAUGCACAUCUAUAUUAACUUAAGAACUUUCCUUUCAUAGACAGCUGCCUCAAAGGGAAAUUCUCUUUAAACUGUAAUUGGUCCAGAGGCCAGUGCUGGCUGGAACUUGGUUGGGGUGGAGCCCCGCGAGUAGUCAACUGAGUGUCUGUUCCCACUGGUGGCAGAUUCACCUCAUGAGUUGAACAUGUGGCGAUUCCCUUUUGACUUUUAGCUCUUGGAUUUGCUGUUUUAAGCAUUUGUACAUAUUAGAAGUCUGAGGAGUAGCAAGUUUUGAGAUCUUGUUCACCCCUGGCAUUAGUGUCUCCCACGUCUUUCCCCAGGUGACCAGCUCCUAAUGUUAGCAAGGAAAGCAUAUGUCCCGUGCAGGAGCUGUGACCUGGGAGCAGGCAGCUUGCCUUCUGUCUUUGCCCCCAGACGCGGUUAGUAUCUCUUGUGUCUAGUGUCAGCGUGGGGCUUUCCCUCAUUGGUUCUUCACCCUGGGUUUAAAAGAGAAGGCAUCUCUGUUGGGUAUCCUAAGAUCUGUCUGUAGUUAGUCCUCUUCCAAAGAGAUGGUAGUGUUCUGGAAAUCUGCUAAAAAACAAAAAGCUGUCUGAGUUUUGCAAAAGAGAGAGGUUAAGCUUUUGUUGUUCAUCUUUCCUUUUACAGUUCUGAAGUUCCAUCACAGUAUUUUUUUUAAAUAACUCAGGUGUUAUGAGGAUAAACUAGAAAAGAAAAUAACUUAUGUGGACUGUAAAUGUUUUAUUUGUAAGAUUCUAUAAAUAAAGCUAUAUUCUGUA
Molecule: messenger RNA, 4613 nt
Organism: Zalophus californianus (California sea lion)
Lineage: Eukaryota; Metazoa; Chordata; Mammalia; Carnivora; Otariidae
Gene: SLC39A14
Product: solute carrier family 39 member 14
Exons: 9
Coding region: 171-1643 (490 amino acids)
Biological process (GO): intracellular zinc ion homeostasis; zinc ion import across plasma membrane
Cellular component (GO): membrane
Molecular function (GO): zinc ion transmembrane transporter activity
Source: RefSeq, a predicted model, not a curated record